AUGGCCAUGAACUUGGGUCACUGGAACAUUCACAGGCUGGCUCAUACCAUCUGCCUGCUUCUGGAAUACAAAGACUUAAACUAUGAGGAAAAGAAGUACAUGGUGGGGGAUGCUCCUGACCAUGACAGAAGCCAGUGGCUGAAUGAGAAGUUGAAGCCAGGCCUGGACUUUCCCAAUCUCCCUGACUUUGAGAAACUGAAGCCUAAGUACUUGGAGGAGCUCUGUGAAAAGAUGAAGCUCUUCUCCUUUCUGGGGAAGAGUCCAUGGUUUGCAGGAGACAAGAUCACCUCUGUGGAUUUUCUUGCUUAUGACAGUCUUGACCUGCACCAUAUAUUUGAGCCCUAGUGCCUGGAUGCAUUUCCAAACAUGAAAGACUUCAUUGCCCACUUAGAAGGCCUGAAGACGAUUUCUGCUUACAUAAAGUUCAGCUGCCUUUGCCCAGGCCCUGUGUACAUAAAGAUUGCUAUUGGAACAGGCCCUGACUCUACGGAACCACCUAAGGCUGGAGGCAAAAGUUCCCUCAGGUUUACUCAGAGAAGGAGAAUCAUAUUAAAAUAUUUUGUGAGGAUCAUAGUGACAUCGGAUGCUCCCGUUGUCCCGCCCCUUCAAUCUACAGCCAGUAAAACACCCAUAACUCAGCAAAGAUUCUUCUGCCUGACACACCAGGAUGCUGGACAGUUCCACACAUCUGUACAUCUAAAGGUGGGUGGUCUGGAACACAUGGAGGAGGCAGAACUGGGGGAACAGAAGAGGUGGUGCCUGUGA
Eubalaena glacialis (North Atlantic right whale) is the source of this 765-nucleotide messenger RNA. Its product is annotated as glutathione S-transferase Mu 1-like. Gene Ontology annotation, molecular function: glutathione transferase activity. The record is from RefSeq and is a predicted model, not a curated record. Gene Ontology annotation, biological process: glutathione metabolic process. Lineage: Eukaryota; Metazoa; Chordata; Mammalia; Artiodactyla; Balaenidae.